Molecule: messenger RNA, 3965 nt
Organism: Wyeomyia smithii (pitcher-plant mosquito)
Lineage: Eukaryota; Metazoa; Arthropoda; Insecta; Diptera; Culicidae
Product: zinc finger protein 79
Exons: 4
Coding region: 919-2688 (589 amino acids)
Biological process (GO): regulation of DNA-templated transcription
Molecular function (GO): DNA-binding transcription factor activity, RNA polymerase II-specific; RNA polymerase II cis-regulatory region sequence-specific DNA binding
Source: RefSeq, a predicted model, not a curated record
UUGUUGUUGGUGGUGGUCGGUAUUGAAAACGAAACAGAUUUUCCUCGUGGUUCAUAGUGGAAAAUUCGUCUGGCCAACAGUCAGUUCGCGUCGGAGCCGCCAGGAGUAAACAUCACAUCCAACAAGGAGAAUCGUCCGUUUCGGUUGAGACUUUGUUUUGCGUGUCGAUCAAUCGCGAACAAAGGUACGAUCACAAUCUGGAUGCGAUUGUGCAGAAGUAGUUGCAGCUUGUGCUCUAGUUUAUCGAUUUCGAUAAACACGGGAAACGCGGGAUCGUGGAGCGCUUUGUACGUGCCGAAGAAAAGGUGGCCGCCAACAGCCAACAAAGUUCUUUGUUGAUUUCGGGCAAUAACAAUCAUUUGACGGCACGAGUCUUAACAAACCGUCACUAAGCGACCGUCUAAAUUACUACCAAUAACGACCGCGCAGUAAAGCCAGUGGUGGAUUAUGAUCGUUUGACGGAAGCCGUCAAAUCGUCGGACAAAUUUUCCUGGUGCUACGACAGUUACCUAACGUUUCGUAGAACUCGGCAGCAGCCGCUGCUACUCAGCGGAAGUCACGGAAGAGUUCGUGGUGAAAUGUUGUCAUCGUAAUUUUUUACAUGCUUGUUUGGACAGUUGGACGCGCUCGGUGCCAAACCUGUGCCGCUUGCCCGCCGGUCGCCCCGCUUUAGGUUUGGCUGGGGUCGAAAGUAAAAGUGAAAAAUUUAUGUACUAUUCCGAGCGUAGUGUUGAACUGUGAAAGGAGUGACAUUUUUACGACAGGAAAGAAAAGCCGGCAAUUUGUUUUCGCGUGUUCUGCUCUCCCGCGGUGCUUCUCAGGAGUACUAAUUGUCGCCGGUGCGUAGCUACUCGGGACAGAUCGCAAUCGCUCUGGUGGGGCGUUUUAGAAGCACAGAGGAUCGUUUCGGUGAUCGCCAUGGUUCAGGAAAUGCCUAGCAGCGUUCCGGAGGAACUUUACAACCUCACCCAGUUGGCGGAGGUAUCCAUCGCAGCUGGUAAGCUGAACACUGCUACCCAACUAUCAGGAGAGCAUCAGUCACCACAACAGAACCGUUUCCACGCUAGUCAUUAUCCGGUUCAUUUUGGUGCCAUAAAGUACUACAGCUUACAGCAACAACAACAGCAUGAGUCAGCUGCUUAUCACCCAGCAGCGGAAUACUAUCAGCACGCAGUUUCUUAUCAAUGUACCCAACUACGAGCUGAUAGCGACGAAACGCGGAAUUUUAAUCUAGAUAACCAGCAGCCAGUGCUGUCACCACCGUCCCCGAUUCCGGCUCAGUCAUACUCGGCUACCAAGAAAAAAUGGAAGACAAAUUGGGAGAUUAACAGAAAUUUGAAAUUGCAGCAGCAGCAGCAACAACGACUCAGCAAGAUAAGAGAUGCAAAUGAGAAACAAGAUUACGAUGAUUCGUACGAAACGGACAAUCGCACGUAUUACACCUCUUCAACGAUAAGAACGGCCGAUGGUGGGGGUGUGGAAACGAGUCCUCCAAGGCCUGACAGCAGCAACAGUAGCGGCAGCAGCAGUUGUGAUAAAACUUCCACAGAGGAACAACAACCGGCGCGAAGGAACUCAUGUGCUUCCGAGGAGUCAGAAGAUUCCAGUUACUCCUAUUCGCACAAAGUGUUCGAUAGGAAAAAAUCGCGAACUCUCUCGUGGAACAGCGGAAGCAGCUACGGUCAUGCAGAAGGUGGUCAACGUUUGAGCCGAGAAGGCUGCCCUUCGGAGCACAGCAUUCAUGGGCAAGAAUAUCUCGAGCUGGUGGAUUGCAGUGGACGCAGUGCCAGUAGCUGCGAUGAAAUCGGCUCGGCCGGAGAUGAUGUACACAGUUGUCCGGAGUGUGGCAAAAAGUAUUCAACGUCCUCCAAUUUGGCCAGACAUCGACAAACUCAUCGAUCGCUGCAGGACAAGAAAGCCCGUCGCUGUCCUCACUGCUCAAAGGUGUACGUUUCAAUGCCGGCCUACUCUAUGCAUGUCCGCACGCACAACCAGGGCUGCCAGUGUCCAACGUGCGGCAAGUGUUUUUCCCGUCCUUGGCUGCUACAAGGUCACAUUCGGACUCACACAGGUGAAAAACCGUUCAAAUGCAGCGUGUGCCAGAAGGCAUUCGCCGACAAGUCGAAUCUUCGGGCGCACGUCCAAACACACUCGAACACGAAGCCGCACUGCUGCGCUCGCUGUGGGAAAGCAUUUGCCCUGAAGUCAUACCUCUACAAGCACGAAGAUUCGUCCUGCAUGAAGAACAAAACCAACAAACAUCCCAAGCAGAGCCACACCAAACUCCGGCGGAAGAUCGAGAAGGAUCGCUCGUUGAGCAAUUUGGAGAAUCGCCCCUACGCGCUGGGCUAUGGCUCGCAUUCUAUCCAGCAGCACCAGCAACAGUCACUCUCUAGCCCGUUGGAUCUGGCACUGCAAACCGAGCUGCAACUAAAGAAAGACGCUGUCCGAGCAAAGAUUCGAGAAGUUUUGGAAGACAACUGCAAAAAGUCAGCCCAGCAAAAGGCAGCCACCGACAACCGAAUCAGCGUGAUCCGAACGACGGCCAGUACGCACGAAAGUUACUACAAUCGGUCAGACGAACGGCGCCCCCAUCAGGACCACAUCCAGGUGGGCGCAGGGGGCGAAGUCAGUGGAUGCAGUAGUAGCGCGUUUGAGUUCUCGAGAAAUUACGCCAUCAUUGCGUAGCCUCCAAGCACGACGAUACUCAGUCCCGCUAUUUUGUUUGUUUUUCAUAUCUAUUGGAGCUCACUCGGUGGCCAACCAGGAGCAAAACGUCGCAUUUGUGCCGUAUUUCUUUUGUAGGUUUAGUAAGCAUUUGUCCCACGCAUUCGUAUUUGAACCCGCAAGUAUUUGGACUUGUUUUUUGUCUGAUUUGUAAGGGCAAGACCCGAGACGAACUGAGAAUUCUUAUGUGCCUUAAUUUUUUGACGAAAUGUAACUGCGUAAGCAGAUAAACUGUAAAUAACUAUCUAUCGUAAAGUGUAGCAUUAGGUGUAAAUUUCUGUAAGUCUUUGGCAGUUCCAAGCGAAAUCCCAACGCAAACAGCAGCACAGCUAGCUGAACCAAAAAACUUUUUUUUCUUCGCGAGAAGCGGGAAGCAUCUCGAAACGCUGAUUUUUCCUGUACAUUUUUGGGCGUUUUCGGUGCUUUUUGUGUUAACUCUAAAGAGGCAGAAUGGCAUUUUCCGCGGUUAGAUUUAUUGCUAACUUUCGUGUUUUGUUUUAAGUUUUAGGAAGGACGAGAACGUUCUAGUCUUUUAAUUUUUACUUUAGUUUGUAGCUAUCAUUUUAGGCUAGUUUAUUUUACUUAACUGUCUUUUUCGUGCCACGCAGACCACCCAAAUGAGUUAUUCUAAUCAUUUUUUCGUGCAUUUUUGUAGCUAUUUAAGUUCGAUUCACUUUUAGUUUUCAUUUUUAAGUGUACUUCUUGACAAGAGAUUCUCAAGCUGAUAACGAUGGUGCCAUUUAAUAAUAGCUUAUAGUUAGUUAGCAGAACGUGUAGCGAUAGUGUGACAGUGGUGAAGAAGAAGUAUUUCUUCGAACUACCCGUUCCCAUCGAUGGUCGGGGAAAGUGCAAUCAGCAGAGGUGCAGUAGAGUAGCUGGCAGGAUAUUGUUCAAUGUACUAUCACUACCGAAUGUACUGUGUAACUUUGUAUGUAGACUAGAGUAUAACUUGACAAGACUUAUUAAAAUAAAGAUUCUAUAAUAAUGAUGAGCAAGUAUUAUGAUGGAUUUGUUAAUUUCAGUAAAUCUGUGGAUCAUGUAGCAAUAGGAAAGAGAUUUAACGUAGUGAACAAGUCAUUGUGGGUUUUCAAACUUCAGUUAGAGAGUCGAGCAAGAAGGUUAUAUACCUAUUUGCAGAUAUUGAUUUUAAUAAUAGAUUUUUCGCUCCGAAGUCCCCUACAUAGUCUGCGCACAAAAGUUGCUGGUUAUUAGAAGGUGCUAUGACGAACUCUUAAACG